This is a messenger RNA of Saprolegnia parasitica CBS 223.65, 222 nucleotides long. RefSeq lists its product as hypothetical. Gene Ontology annotation, cellular component: cytoplasm. Gene Ontology annotation, molecular function: protein serine/threonine kinase activity; ATP binding. The record is from RefSeq and is a predicted model, not a curated record. Bases 1 to 222 code for a protein of 73 amino acids. Lineage: Eukaryota; Oomycota; Saprolegniomycetes; Saprolegniales; Saprolegniaceae. The transcript is spliced from 2 exons. Gene Ontology annotation, biological process: protein phosphorylation.
AUGAGCUCGUCCAGUGCGGUCAAGCUCAACGGCCGCGUGUACGAGGUCUGCGGGAAGCUCGGCAGCGGCGGCUUCUCCGAAGUCUACCUCGUCGAGGGCCAUCGCCAUGGCAGGAAGAAGCGCUACGCGCUCAAGGUCAUGGCGUGCGUCGAGGACGACCAGCUGCAGCGGGCGCUGCUCGAGAUCCAGCUGCAUCGGCGCCUCGCCCACCCUAACGUGUAG